GUGUCAUCUAUUAAUAGAGUACUGAGAAAUUUGGCAGCACAGAAAGAGCAACGGCAACAGCAACAACAACAGCAACAGGGUGUGUCUGCUGUUGGGGUUGGCGUCGGUGCUGGAAGUCCAGCUGAAAGUGUUUACGAUAAGCUGAGGCUACUCAAUGGGCAGACUACGGGCUGGCCGAGGCCAAAUCCAUGGUAUCCAUCAGGAGCUGGCAGUCCAUUUCCAUCUCUACAACCCAGCCUAAGUCCAAGCCACUGCACCACCUUGCCACCGGACCCAGCGGACAUCUUGCACGCGAAAAAAG
Nomia melanderi (Alkali bee) is the source of this 301-nucleotide messenger RNA. The record is from RefSeq and is a predicted model, not a curated record. NCBI's taxonomy places the organism in Eukaryota, Metazoa, Arthropoda, Insecta, Hymenoptera, Halictidae.